UACAUAAUCACUGCAUUUUUCUUUGCUCCCAUCCACAGGUUUUUCCGGGAUGCGUUUCGAUAGAACUCCUCUCUUGGGAGGGAGAAGAAAGAGGAAUGCAAACUCAGAUGAUAACUUGACAGAUCUUGAGCAUGGGGAUGCAAUACCGGCUGCAAAUGUGAGCUUCACCAGAGUACUUUCACUUGCAAAGCCUGAUGCAGGGAAACUCAUCUUAGCAACAAUUGCUCUCUUGAUUGCUUCCACUUCAAGCAUACUGAUUCCGAAGUUUGGAGGGAGGAUAAUCGAUAUUGUCUCGGGAGAUAUCAGAACACUGGAACAGAAAGCUGAAGCAUUAGAUGCAGUUAGGAGCACCGUACUAGAGAUUUUCCUGAUUGUUAUAAUCGGUUCGGUUUGCACAGCACUGCGAGCGUGGCUGUUUUCUUCUGCCAGUGAAAGGGUCGUUGCUCGAUUGAGAAAGAACUUGUUUAGUCAUCUUAUUCACCAGGAGAUAGCCUUCUUUGAUAUUACUCGGACUGGUGAACUUUUGAGCAGGCUAUCGGAAGAUACACAGAUCAUAAAGAAUGCUGCAACUACCAAUCUCUCCGAGGCCCUAAGAAACUUGUCGACUGCAUUCAUUGGCCUUGGUUUCAUGUUUGCAACAUCAUGGAAACUAACAUUGCUGGCUUUGGCUGUUGUUCCUGUAAUUUCUGUUGCUGUUCGUCAAUUCGGUCGCUUUGUUCGUGAACUUUCUCACAAGACACAAGCUGCAGCUGCAGCAGCCUCUUCAAUUGCUGAGGAAUCAUUCGGAGCAAUUCGAACAGUGAGAUCUUUUGCGCAAGAAGAGUAUGAGAUAUCUCGCUACUCUCAGAAAGUAGAAGAGACACUGGAUCUUGGACUUAAACAAGCAAAAGUGGUUGGCCUCUUCUUCGGAGGCCUAAAUGCUGCAUCGACGUUGUCAGUUAUCGUGGUAGUUAUAUACGGAGCUAAUUUGACAAUCACUGGUUCAAUGAGCCCCGGUGCUCUAACGUCCUUCAUUCUUUAUAGUCUCACAGUUGGAUCUUCCGUGUCCGGACUCUCAGGGUUAUACACUGUCGCAAUGAAAGCUGCAGGAGCCAGCAGGCGUGUCUUUCAGCUUCUGGAUCGAGCCUCAUCGAUGCCGAAAUCAGGAAAUAAGUGUCCGUUGGGUGAUCAAGAUGGGGAAGUUGAGUUGGAUGAUGUCUGGUUUGCCUAUCCGUCCCGUCCUAACCAUAUGGUACUCAAGGGAAUAACACUUAAACUGCAGCCAGGAUCAAAAGUGGCUCUUGUUGGCCCUAGUGGUGGAGGAAAAAGCACGAUAGCAAGCUUGAUCGAAAGGUUUUAUGAUCCGAUGAAGGGAAAGAUUCUAUUGAAUGGGGUUCCAUUGGUAGACAUAUCACAUGAAUAUCUUCACAGAAAGAUCAGCAUAGUAAGCCAGGAACCUGUUCUUUUCAACUGCUCGAUAGAGGAAAAUAUAGCUUACGGGUGUGAAGGCCAGGCCGAUAUUAAUGAUAUUGAAAACGCAGCAAAAAUGGCCAAUGCACAUGAAUUCAUAUCAAAAUUUCCGGACAAAUAUGAGACUCAUGUCGGAGAGCGUGGAGUACGGCUUUCGGGGGGACAGAAGCAGAGGGUAGCAAUAGCGAGAGCGUUGCUGAUGAAUCCGAAGAUUCUCCUACUGGAUGAAGCCACAAGUGCUCUGGAUGCUGAAAGCGAAUACCUUGUGCAGGAUGCCAUGGAUUCUCUGAUGAAAGGAAGAACCGUUUUAGUAAUAGCUCAUCGGCUAUCGACGGUCCAAAGUGCAGAUACUGUGGCAGUUAUUUCCGAUGGACAGAUUGUUGAAAGUGGCAACCAUGAAGAGCUUCUUGGCAGAGAUGGUGUUUACACUGCAUUGGUUCGAAGACAGUUACAAGCACCAAAAACAAACUUGUAGUAGAUAAAAUAUUCU
This is a messenger RNA of Hibiscus syriacus, 1939 nucleotides long. RefSeq names its product ABC transporter B family member 25-like. Gene Ontology annotation, molecular function: ABC-type oligopeptide transporter activity; ATP binding; ATP hydrolysis activity. The coding region runs from base 50 to 1924 and encodes 624 amino acids. The record is from RefSeq and is a predicted model, not a curated record. Gene Ontology annotation, biological process: transmembrane transport. Gene Ontology annotation, cellular component: membrane. The transcript has 17 exons. Lineage: Eukaryota; Viridiplantae; Streptophyta; Magnoliopsida; Malvales; Malvaceae.